This is a messenger RNA of Phialemonium atrogriseum, 2373 nucleotides long. Its product is annotated as choline kinase. Lineage: Eukaryota; Fungi; Ascomycota; Sordariomycetes; Cephalothecales; Cephalothecaceae. The coding region runs from base 1 to 2373 and encodes 790 amino acids. Gene Ontology annotation, cellular component: cytoplasm. The record is from RefSeq and is a predicted model, not a curated record. The transcript is spliced from 4 exons. Gene Ontology annotation, molecular function: choline kinase activity; ethanolamine kinase activity. Gene Ontology annotation, biological process: phosphatidylethanolamine biosynthetic process; phosphatidylcholine biosynthetic process.
AUGUCGACCCCGACGUCGUCGAGCUCGGGACAGCCAAGGAAGUCAGCUCUGAAAGGCGAGGAUGAUGGAGAUAAGACGAUCCCACCAGCCGCACCCAUAACCAAAGCUGUACAAAUUGCGGAACCACCACCGACGCCCCUGGAUGAGGCCCAAUUCAAGAAGCAAUUCCCGGCUGGCAUUGGGAGGAGGCUGAGUGGGCGGCCGCCAGUGGCGGGUGGCUCGCCGAAGUUGUCUUCCAUCAGCCACAGUAGCCUUGAGAAUCUCAGCAAUAUCGUCAGCGGUGCCUCUUCUGUCUCGGCCGCCGACGAUGCUGGCUCGGCUCAGCCCGAGCACCGGCACCGGAUCAACCGUGCCAGUGAGAGAUUCCUCGCCCAAGUAGCAGAGUGGCUCGAGCAUGAGAAAACCAAGAAGCAGAAUAGGAAAACUAAGAAGGCUUCCCCUCGCCGCAAGUCCCCGCAGUCCGGUACCACUACCGGUACCACUACCGCUACCGCUACCGAGAGCGACAGAGCGGCCAAGUUUAGACAUAACCGGGCCGGGUCCAUAGAUUCGGAAUCCAGCGAUGUCUCUUUUGAUAGGCUCCAGCGGAUCCUGGACGACAGCAUGGCCUCAUUCGGCCUCAACUCGGUUCCUCGCUUCAGCCCCAGGUUGGGACGGAGGCAUACCAAGAGAUCCAGCAAGUCGCUGAACAUGCUGAGAACUGCGUCCUCCGACACGGAGUUCUUCGACGGCGAUGCGCUGGUGCCGAGCUGCGACGCCAUCCUAGACAACUCAAAGGCCAUGAGCUAUGCCGGGGGGAAGUCGGAGGCAGACGACGGCGCGUCGUCACCCAGCAAGAGGGACGACAAUGAAAAGCCGGCCUGGAUCGGCUUCAAGAACGAGAUCAUCCGCCUCGCGCACACCCUCAAGCUCAAGGGCUGGAGACGCGUGCCACUAGACAGCGGCGAGCGCAUAUCUGUCCAGCGACUGAGCGGGGCCUUGACGAACGCGGUCUACGUGGUUUGUCCUCCUGAUAACCUGCCUCCCAGUCCCGAAGGGAAGAAGCCGCCGACCAAGGUGCUCCUGAGAUUGUAUGGCCCGAAUGUGGAUAUCGACCGGGAGAACGAACUGAGCGUUCUCCGGCGCCUCGCCAGAAAGAAGAUCGGGCCUCGCCUGCUGGGGACGUUCGUCAACGGCCGGUUCGAGCAGUUCUUCAAUUCCACGACGUUGACGCCCUUGACGAUGAAAGACCCAGAGACCUCGAAGCAGAUCGCAAAGCGUAUGCGAGAGCUGCACGACGGUAUUGAACUGCUGGACGAGGAGAGAGCCGCGGGCCCAGGGGUCUGGAAAAAUUGGGAUCGCUGGCUUGAGCAGGUGGAAAGGACGGUGAAGGUGCUCGACAAACAGGUCAUUGAAUGCACACCAGACUCCAUUCGAGGACCCGCAGAUGCGUGGAAGAGACGCGGAUUCAUCUGUGGUACCGAGUGGCAUGUCUUCAAGGCCAUGGUGGACAAGUAUCGCAAAUAUCUGGAGGAGUUAUAUGGUGGUCCGAAUAACAUCCGCGAGAGGCUGGUGUUUUCCCACAACGAUACCCAGUAUGGCAACAUCCUUCGAGUGCGCCCCGAGAACGAGAAGUCGCCGCUCCUGCAGCCGGCCAACGAGCACAAGCAGCUGAUCGUGAUCGACUUCGAGUACGCGGGCGCCAACAUGCCGGGCCUCGAGUUCGCGAACCACUUCUCCGAGUGGACGUACAACUACCACGACCCGGCGACGCCCUACGCCUGCGACCCCGCCGCCUACCCGGGCCCGGAGCAGCAGUACCGCUUCGUCAAGGCCUACGUCGACCACCGCCCCCAGCACACCCACGCCGGCGCCGCCGCCACCCCGGGCACCUGGACCCCUGCCCUGUCCGCCUCGCCCUCCAUCGUCGAGUUCAUGCUCGACGCCCGCGCCCAGGCCGUCGGCGCCGGCGGAAGCGCCGGCGGCGGUGGGGGCUGGUGGACCGAGGAGGAGGCCCGCCGCGAGGAGGCGUCGGACCGCCGCGUCGCCGAGCUCAUGGAGGAGGCGCGCCUGUGGCGGCCCGCCAACAGCGCAAUGUGGGUUGCCUGGGGCGUCGUCCAGGCGAGGGUCCCCGGGAUGGACGCCGACGACGCCGCCACCGCCGACACCGCCGCGGAUUCUUCUUCUCCUCCUCCUCCUACCGGCGUUGCACCGGAGGACGGCGAGCACGCCGACGCCGGGGGAGAAGAAGUAGAUGGCCAUGGGUUCGAUUACCUCGCCUACGCGCAAGAGCGGGCCUUCUUCUUCUGGGGCGACUGCGUGCUCGCGGGGCUGGCUAAGGCGGAGGAGUUGCCGCAGGCGCUGCGGGAGCGGAUCAAGCUGGUUAAUUAUUGA